This is a messenger RNA of Malurus melanocephalus (red-backed fairy wren), 1433 nucleotides long. RefSeq names its product patatin-like phospholipase domain-containing protein 6. The transcript is spliced from 14 exons. NCBI's taxonomy places the organism in Eukaryota, Metazoa, Chordata, Aves, Passeriformes, Maluridae. The annotation marks the transcript as partial. Gene Ontology annotation, cellular component: cytosol. Gene Ontology annotation, molecular function: DNA-binding transcription factor activity. The record is from RefSeq and is a predicted model, not a curated record.
GUUUUUCCCAUUUUCUUUCCCAGGAUUUUGGAUGGGCAGAGUCCCCGCCGGCCAUGGGGCAGAACGAGUCACAGCAGGAGGCGGAGGGCACCUUCCUGAGGGGGCUGCUGGCGUUCUUCAGCAGGGAGCAGCUCCCGACGCGUGGGGUGGUGGUGGCCUUCCUGGGCCUCACCGUGCUCAUCAUGGCCGUGRCCGCGCUGGGCUGGUGGCUGCGCCACAAGAAGGUCCCCGCGCAGGAGCCCCCCAGGUAUCGCUUCCGCAAGCGGGACAAGGUUCUGUUCUACAGCCGCAAGAUCAUGCGUAAGGUGUCCCAGUCCACCUCGUCCCUGGUGGACAGCGGCGUGUCCAGCGCCUCCCGCCCGCGCAGCCGCAAGAAGCUCAAGGUGUUCAGCAUCGCCAAGAAGGUCUCGGCCAGCUUCCUGCGCAUCCAGAAGGAGCCGCCCACGCUGCAGCUGAGGAGUGGCUGGGGGGUGGUGUCCCUGCAGUGUCCCCAGGCACUGUGGUGUCCCCAGGGUGUCCCCAGGGUGUCCCUGCAGUGUCCCCACCGUGUCCCCGCUGUCCCCAGGGUCUCGGCCAGCUUCCUGCGCAUCCAGAAGGAGCCGCCCACGCUGCAGCUGAAGGAGCCGCCGCCCUCGGUGCUGGAGGCCGACCUGACCGAGUUCGAUGUGGCCAGCUCCCACCUGCCCUCCGAGGUGCUCUACAUGCUCAAGAACGUGCGGGUGCUGGGACACUUUGAGAAGCCGCUCUUCCUGGAGCUGUGCAAGCACAUGGUGUUCCAGCAGUGCCAGCAGGGCGAGGACGUGUUCCGGCCGGGCCAGCCCGACUCCAGCAUCUAUGUCCUGCAGGAGGGGAAACUGGAGCUGCUGCUCACCGAGCCGGACGGGAAGGAGACAGUGAUGAAGGAGGUGUUCCCUGGGGACAGCGUGCACAGCUUGCUCAGCAUCCUGGACGUCAUCACGGGCCACCAGCGGCCGUACCGGACGGUGUGCGCCCGCGCGGCCGUGGACUCCACCGUGCUGCGCCUGCCGGUCGAGGCCUUCUCAGCCGUGUUUGAGAAGUACCCCGAGAGCCUGGUCCGGGUGGUGCAGAUCAUCAUGGUGCGGCUGCAGCGCGUCACCUUCCUGGCGCUGCACAACUACCUGGGCCUGACCAACGAGCUCUUCAGCCACGGCCGCCAGAGCGGGGACAUCUUUGAGGAGGCCAAGAGGGAGCUCAUCAAACUCAUGAAGAUCGAGGACCCCUCUCUGCUCAACAACCGCGUCAUGCUGCACCACGCCAAGGGUGGCACUGUCAUCGCCCGUCAGGGGGACCAGGAUGUCAGCCUGCACUUUGUGCUCUGGGGCUGCCUGCACGUGUACCAGCGCAUGAUCGACAAGGAGGAGGACGUGUGCCUGUUCCUGACGCAGCCGGGCGAGCUGGUGGGCCAGCUGGCC